Anolis carolinensis (green anole) is the source of this 3325-nucleotide messenger RNA. It is a transcript of the gene unc93b1, whose product is annotated as unc-93 homolog B1, TLR signaling regulator. Gene Ontology annotation, cellular component: lysosome; endosome. Gene Ontology annotation, biological process: toll-like receptor 9 signaling pathway; toll-like receptor 7 signaling pathway; toll-like receptor signaling pathway. Gene Ontology annotation, molecular function: Toll-like receptor binding. The transcript has 12 exons. Lineage: Eukaryota; Metazoa; Chordata; Lepidosauria; Squamata; Anolidae. The record is from RefSeq and is a predicted model, not a curated record. Bases 125 to 1930 code for a protein of 601 amino acids.
CCCUCCUGGCCUUCCUCUUCCCCGCCCAUCCCCAGAGGAACCAAAAAAGCGACGCGAGUCCCCCGCACUUUGGGAGAGACGCCUUUAGUUAAAGUAACUGUGGCAGAAGAACCAGGAAGGCGCCAUGGAAGCAGGUGGCAACGUCUAUGAAGAAGCAUUGGCCAACGGGGCAACUCAGGAGGGCGAAGAGGAUGGUCAGAUGAACGGCCCGGCCCUCAAUGGCCCUGAGGUCCAGUUGGAGGAGUUUGUGGGAGCCCAUGGCGAGUACAAUGAAGAAGAGGAGGAGCGGAAGUACUUCCGACGGAAACGCCUAGGUGUUAUCAAGAAUCUUUUGGCAGCCAGCAUUGGGGGGAUGCUGAUCUACGGGGUCUUUUUAGGCCUGCUGCAGAUGCAGCUCAUCCUCCACUAUGAUGAAACCUAUCGGGAAGUGAAAUACAGCAACCUGGGGUUGCAGAACAUUGACAGCAAGAUGCUGAUGGGCAUCAAUGUCACCCCAGUUGUUGCACUUCUGUAUACUCCACUUCUCAUCAGAUUCUUCGGGACUAAAUGGAUGCUAUUUUUGGCUGUGGGAAUUUACGCACUCUUUGUCUCUACCAAUUAUUGGGAGCGUUACUAUACCUUGGUGCCAUCUGCUGUGGCAAUUGGAGCUGCCAUUGUCCCUCUCUGGGCCUCCAUGGGAAACUACAUCACUCGGAUGGCUCAGAAAUACUAUGAAUAUGCGAACUACAAAUUGGAGCAUGUCCAGGAACAGAAACGGGCCCCACGUGGAGCUUACAACUCCUACAUCAUUGUCUUCCAGACUGUCUUCUAUGGUGUCUUUUAUCUGUGUUUUGUCUGUGCCCAGUUCCCCAUGCUUUUCUUCCUAAAGGGUUACCUUUAUGACCUGAACCAUACACUCUUUAACGUAGAGCACUGUGGUACCAGAAGCCAUGGGAUCUUCACAGGGUUCAACACCACAGUUCUGCAGAAACUUCCACGUAGCAGCGAACUCAUCACUGUGGAGAGUGUACUCAUGGGAGUGGCCUUCCUCUCCAUGCUCCUGGUAUUGAUUCUGUGUGGCUCAGCCUAUCGCCCCACUGAGGAGAUUGAUUUACGCAGCAUUGGUUGGGGUAACAUCUUCCAGCUGCCUUUCAAGCACAUGCGAGACUACCGCCUGCGCCACCUCUUCCUCUUCUUUAUAUACAGUGGCUUUGAAGUGAUCUUCUUAAGCAAUGAUUUUACCUUGAACUAUGGUGUCUGCUCCAUUGGACUGGAGCACAUGGCAUUCAUUCUGAUGGCAUACGGACUGUCGGCAGCCGUUUGCUCCAUCCUGAUGCUCUCCAUGAUGUGCCUGCCACGCCAGAUUCCUCUACUUGCGGGUGCUUUUGUCCAUGGUGCCCUCUUGAUCGCACUCUUCUUCUGGGAGCCUCAGCCCCGAAGCUUGGGCGAAGCCUCUUUUCUCUACCUUGUUGCUGCACUCUGGGGCCUUGGCAGUGCCCUCAACAAGGCCGGCCUUAGUGCACUGCUGGGGAUGCUCUAUGAAGACAAAGAGAGGCAGGACUUCAUCUUCACCAUCUACCACUGGUGGCAAGCCCUGGCCAUCUUUGUUGUUUAUCUGUGGUCUUCACUGCCUAUGAAGGCUAAAUUGUCCAUCUUGUUACUUACACUGGUAGCUGCAGUUUUAGCCUACCUGUGGAUGGAACAUAAAGUAGCCCAGUUUAUCCCACACCGCCUUCCCAAGAUCCCCAAACCACGGCACAAGAUGCGGGGCUUCCGCUACUUGGAAGAAGAGAACUCUGAUGAGUCAGACCCGGAGAAGGAGGACGAGGGGAAGGAGAGUGACUCCUCGGAGGGAGAGGCACCCAAUGACCAGCAGGACCAGCCUCGGCGCAGGAACAGAUGUGCCUAUGAGCAGGCCCUUGGGGAAGAGAUUGGAGAUAAUGCUGGUUAAGUUUUACCACAACUUGGCACAUUACGGUUUUAAAAAAUAAUUCAUUCCCAUCAAUGCAUUGUAAUAUUUAAAGGACUGCUUGUUUUAUGUCUUUUACUUUUUCAUCAAUUUUUGUUAGUUGUUUUACAAAAUUCAGGAUUCAUAACAAGCUGACACCAAACCUGAAAAUUUGAUCUCAAGAUCCCUCUGAAAAUGCCCUUCAAAAAUAAUUUUAUGGAUACACGCAAAAAUUUAUUGGUACUCCAAUCCAAUAGUAUUGUUCCCAUUAUGUAAUGUGAAUAAUAUGACUGCACCGGAGUAUCAAGAAUUUUUUUAUGUAAUUUCCUCAUGCCCUUGUUGUCAAAAAAAGUAAUUCAGUAUUAGUGGUAACUAAAUUGCUUUUAACUUGCUACAGGUUGAGUAUCCCUUAUCUGAAAUGCUCAGGACUAGAAACAUUCUGUAUUUGAGAUUUUUUUCAGAUUUUGGAAUGCAGUAGAGGUACUUGUAAUGUAGAGUGGUGAAGGUCAGAAGGGAGAUGGCAGCAAACCUCAUAGGCUUCCUUGACUCCAAGGAGAAAAAAAAAGCAGGAAGGUGGUAUGGCCAAGUCUGCAACUAAAUUUUGCACAAACAGUGCCCAUGGCAUCUGUUAUUGCUGCUCAUCUGCUGCCACCUUUCAGCAAAUGUGAAGUCUACAGUGAGAUGGUGCAGUUAUGAAUGAUGAAACCUGUUUCCAGCUUUGGCCUAGAGGAGAAUUCCAAUCCAGAACCCGGAUCCCAGUUAGUACCUUUCUGCUGACAAGAGUUCAUACCCAGUCGGAGCCUUUCCAACCCAAAGCUGGAUCCACUCCUUCAAAAUAAUUCUGUUUCAGUGUACUGUUUCCUACCCUCAUUUGCUCCCAUUGCUUGCCACCCUCAGCCACUGAGAUUGGCCACACAUUUCCCCCACCCAAAGUCACACCUGCACAAAAGGACAUUCUCCCACUGUUUUUGUAUUCAAUGAAUAUGAGCAUCGCAGGUCACACAGUGUGCAGUGCCUACACUGUUUUUGGACUUCAUCCUACGCAGUCUUUACUCCGUUUCUCUGCAUUGCCAAAACUGAGUCUCACUGAGGCCAUCACAUGAUAUAAGGUCACUUCCAGUUGUAGUCUGUGAGAUUCCAUUGUGGCAGCAUAGGAAAACAGAGCAAAAAAUGCAUGUUCUGGAGUCAACUGUUACCCAAUGACAGAAGACAGGAGAAAAUGAGAUAAGAGUGUGGGGUGGCUGCCAUCCCUGAAGUCGGGACCUCGGCAGUAGGAAAUGAAGACUUUUCCCUCCGUUCACCAUCACGGAAUAAAGUUCUUUGUCUUCUCUGGUGAAAUUAUCUCGCUUUUUUAUUGUAGGAAAAACUGGCAAUAAAAUUUCAGUAUAUUUUCACAUA